AUGGCCGAUAGUGAAAGUUGGAAUCCCGGCUGUAAAGAUGCAACUACUUUCCACCAAGCUGAUCCAACAGGUUUCUUUAUUGGCUUGCUCAAUGAUCAACCGAUUGCCUGUAUAUCGGCCGUUAAAUAUGAGGAAUUUGCUUUUAUCGGAUAUUAUAUCGUUGAAAAGGAAUAUCGAGGUAAAGGCUAUGGAUUAAAGCUAUUUCAGCAUGCAAUGAAUACCGUCAAGGAUUAUAAAAAAAUCGGACUUGAUGCUGUACUUCAACAGGUAAGCAAUUACCAAAAGUUUGGCUUUCAAACUGUUCAUCGUAAUAUGCGCUACAUUGGACCGAUUGGUAAAUUAGAGAGCCCUUGUGAUAACAUUGUGGAAGCUAAAAGUGUGGCCUUUGACAAAAUGGUAGAAUAUGAUAGACACUUUUCCCCUGGCCUUCGAAAGUACUUUUUAGCUUCGCUAAUGAAUACAGGAACAGAUCGUAGCUUGGUUUAUUUGGAUAAUGAUAAAGCUAUUCAAGGAUAUGGUACUAUACGAAAAGCUGUUUUGGGCUAUAGAAUUGGGCCUUUAUAUGCAGAAAAUACUGACAUUGCCGAGACUUUAAUUCGUGCGUUAGUAGAAACAUUCCAAGAUUGCAAAAUUCUUUUGGAUGUUCCAAUGGAAAACGAAAUGGGCAUCAAACUUGUUGAAAAACUACAAUUAGAAGCAAUAUUUGAAACUGUCAGAAUGUACACAGACGGAACCUAUGCAUAUGAUGUCAACAAAGUUUUUGCUGUUACUUGCUUAGAACUUGGAUAA
Molecule: messenger RNA, 789 nt
Organism: Trichoplax adhaerens
Lineage: Eukaryota; Metazoa; Placozoa; Uniplacotomia; Trichoplacea; Trichoplacidae
Exons: 1
Coding region: 1-789 (262 amino acids)
Molecular function (GO): acyltransferase activity, transferring groups other than amino-acyl groups
Source: RefSeq, a predicted model, not a curated record